AUGAUGACUCACUCACAGUUGAGUGAGAUGCUUUGGAAGGCCUACCCAAAGCUUGAGCUUGACACUGUGGACAUGGCACCAUUACCCCCUGAUGCACCUGAGUUUAAACUCAUGCCGAAGGCUCCAUGUGCCACCUGCAACAUGUUGGUCCCACUUCAGUCACUUCCGCUACAUGAGCUACUUAGUGAAUGUCCAAUGCCAGCAAUGUCCCCAGAAAAGAAGAAAGACAAGACUGAAUGUCCUGUGUGUAAAACAAUGUUCUGCACAGACCUAAUAGAAGUCCAUGCAGCAGAGUGUGGAUUGAGAUCGGAAGUCCAGAAUAACACAGAAGACAUUGGUUUUGUCUCAAGCAAGGAUGUUUCUGACUUUGAAGUUCAUUCUAUCGAUUCAUUCCAAAGUUUGGACCAAAUACUGAGCUGGAUAAGUUCUCAAGUACAGGAUGGCACGUUUGAAAUUUGUGUAUCAAGAAGUGAUAUUUUCAAUAGAGGAAUGCAUCAGUGGCAGCGCCAGAAGAUGUCCUCUCCAAAAUUCAAACUGAUGGUGUCUUUCAUAGAGGAAAACGGCUUUGACACGGGUGCCCUAGGAAAGGAAUUCUUAACGGAGAUGAUUGCAGAAAUAGAGAAAAGGCUCUUUGUUGGUGGUGUGGACAAAAAAGGGAAAAAUCCAGUCUACUGUCUGGGGAGCCUGGACAAAAACUAUUUCCGAGCUGCUGGUGAGAUUAUGGCAGCGAGUAUUGCCCAAGGCGGACCACUCCCCUCCUUCAUGAGAAAGUGGUGUUAUGCAUAUAUUUGUUCAGGCGAUGCAGAUGACAUACAAGUGACAUCAGAUGAUGUAACUGAUGUAGAACUUUCUCAACUCAUUACAAAGAUACAAGAAGCAAGUAAUGAAACAAUUGGCGAACUGAUUGAUGGAUUGAUGAACUGUGGAUACACUGGGAUAAUUUCGGACAACAAAAAAGAUGUUAUGACCAGAUCUGUUGUACUGCACUCCACUAUGAGGCUGAUCCCCAUGUUAGAUCAGCUUAGAAAAGGCCUGCAGCUGUAUGGCCUACUGAGAGUUCUGCAUAUAAUGCUGACAUUGUUGCCUCUUUUUGUUUCUGGAGAAGACGAUGGGGUGGAUGCCGCCUUUAUCAUUCAGAAGUGUCACCCUGAGUACAGCGAAAAGGGCUCAGUUAGAUACACCAGAGAAGUAAACAUCAUGAAUUUCUUUCAGGAUUUUCUACAGGACAUAGAGGAUCAAGAUGAUCUUGAGGCUGAAGUUGAAGAUGGCCAUAAAAAGUUGACAGUUGGAAGAGUCAUGCAGUGGAUCACCGGCCAGGGACACAAACCUUGUCUGCCAAGUGAGAAGGCAGAUUUCAAAUAUCUGUCAGAUUCCACCAUGAUUGCGACUCCUUCCAUACUAUUUGCUUUCCAACUGUUAGUGCAUGUAGUCGUACCAUUACAUUUCCUGUGGUGCACUUGA
Messenger RNA from Knipowitschia caucasica, 1461 nucleotides. NCBI's taxonomy places the organism in Eukaryota, Metazoa, Chordata, Actinopteri, Gobiiformes, Gobiidae. The record is from the annotation of a GenBank genome assembly.